Messenger RNA from Triticum aestivum (bread wheat), 2644 nucleotides. RefSeq lists its product as uncharacterized. The record is from RefSeq and is a predicted model, not a curated record. Bases 66 to 2156 code for a protein of 696 amino acids. Lineage: Eukaryota; Viridiplantae; Streptophyta; Magnoliopsida; Poales; Poaceae. The transcript has 3 exons.
CAAGCUUCCUCGAAUCAAAGAGGCGAAUCGCCAGAUCGCCACCACCACCAAGUCGAACUCGAAUCAUGUCGUAUGACUCGUAUCCUGCCGCCGCCGCCGCCGGCUGCCCUCCCUCCUUCGCGUGGGAGGGGCCGCGGUCUCCCGUGCCUGCCGAUCCUUUCGCGCCGGAGUACUUCGACGUGCUCGCCGGGUACUACGUCGAGGCCGCCCGCCGCCUCCCCAUCGCGCAGAUCCCCUACCUCGCCUGCUGCAUCAAAGAUCGCGGCCUCGCCGUCCGCCUCGCCGACCCCGUCACCAACAUCCUCCUCACCACCAUCGACGCCUUCGCCCACGGCAAGCCCUACAUGAUCCGUCAGGUGGACCACGCAACGAUAGAGCAAACCAGGAACAAGACCACCUUCGCCGACGGCGCUCGCACCUCCUGGAUGGCUCUAAGCUGGUUCAUGGUCACCUAUUUUCGGCACCUCACCGGGCCUCUAGCCGACCUUAUACUCCACAAAGCCGGCUAUGACCUCCGUGUUGCCAUCCAAACCGUUCAGGUCCAUGUUGGUGGCGACCCUAAUUGUCCCGAGCUGCUCGUCCCGGAUUCUACUAGGACCAAGACAGCACUUGCGGCGGCGACUUACCCACGGUGUGCUGCGCCCCAAUUCUUGCGUCUAAUGACAUCGAGUUACCAUCGUUUCCUGGUCGAGCCUGUCCUAGAAGAUCUGCGCCGAGAGGGGGAGCUUACCGCCGACUGCGUCUACAAGGUCUGUGAAAUGCUGCGCCAUCCAUGGUCGCCGCCGCCGUCAUGGCCCCCUCCUCCUACUCCCGGUAUUUUUCGGGACCAUCGGAGAGGUGAUUUCGCCACAACUCACAUCUCAAAGGAUCGUGUCGCCACAACCACUUUCACCUCAUCUCGUCCCAUUUAUGCCGAUCUCUCAGAAAACGCAACCAACCUGUUAAACAUGUUCCCUAUCCACCAUGGGAAACUAAUGAGCCAUAGAGAGCCCUGCUCGGAGACCUUGGAGAGCCCUGAUUUCCUGCCGUUUCUCAAGUUACAACUCCUUGAUAUCAUCCAUGGGGUUUAUCUCAAGGCUAUUGCUAUGCUACCGGUUCAUGCUCUACGUGACGGCCACCUGCUCCACUCGCUGGUAACAGCCGGUCACUGCUAUGGACCGUUGGAUCCUGUGUCCAAUAUUGUCAUCAACACAAUCUGGUAUGAUGCUGUCUUCCCGCUCUCCAAGGAUGUCACAUUCAAGGUUGGCGAAGCGGAUAUUCUCGACACCGACUCCAUGCACCGUGUUGAAUCCCGUUCAAUCGACGGCCUGGUUUCCUACCUCUGCAGAUCCCCCUCAACAAAUGAGCGAGAUGCCGUGACACUGCUCUGCAGAAAUCGCUUGGACCUACCAAUAUUGGACCUAUCCAAUAUGUGUGAUGUGGCACUGGCCGCGAAACACCCCCAGCCUGCUGCCUUUGGGGCAUUCCUCGAACGCGUGUCCAUUCGACAAUUAUACGACAUGUACUGCCUUUCUAGGGCCCAUGGAAAUCCAGAUUCUGCUUUUGAGGGGCUCAAGAUGGCUCUACUCCAGGAAACAACCCGUGUUGCAGCACCAGUGCAACGACGAUGUGCUCAUGAUAUGGACAAAUCAACUGCUUUCGAGCGAUUAAACAGCAUGCCAAGCCAAAAAACAGCAUUGGCAUCACUGUCCGAAAAGAGGCUUUCAUUCAGGUCUCGGCAAGCUAAUUUUCGCAGAGUGUUGGAACUUGUAUUGAUUGAAUAUGGCUACAGUGAUCCCCUGGGACCACUAUACAAGCUCGGUGUCAUCUGUGGAGUGACGAGAAAAAGAAACUAUAGCCACACGGAUGUUUACCAUGCCAAUUUUGUGGCUAGCUCAGAUGGUGGAUCAUCAUGGAAGUUGUUCUUCGCUGAAUUCUGGAACCUACCAGAUGAGAGACUUGAAGAAUCAAAAAAGCCUUUCUGUUGUCCCAUACCGGAUUACCACGAAUAUCCCGGUCGCUGUGUUGUUUGCGAGUAUGAUUCGAGUAUCAUCUUGCAUCCACAAUCGCGAAAGUAUUACAUGGGCAACUCCACACUUGCAUUUCCGGCACCCGGCCACCGCGGGGGUGAUAGAAGUGGGCAAUUGGACUUUGACUUAAUUUACUUAAGUCUAUAGAAGGUGGAGGAGGAGUAUGUGGUGGACUUGUGCUAUGUUGUAUUUUAUAUUAAGUACUCUUGUGCCGUUAGAAGUUGGUUAAACAUAUUGUGGUCAGGUGGGCGCGUGUGCAUUUCCUACAGUUAGCAUUAGCUCCCUUGCCUACGGUCAGCUAGCUAAACCAACCGGGUAGAUGCUCAGAUAGUGGUAUGAUCAUGUGGAUCAAUCUCUCACUUAAUUGUAUAUGUAUGUGGAUCGAUCUGUUGGUACUAUUUUGAAAAAUCUAAUGGAAAAUUAUAAGGACUUAUAUAUCUGAUUUUAACUGGUUAUUAAGAAUUAUAGUUCGGCCGUGUCUGUCCUGCUGAACGACAGUUCAGGAUUAUAUACUAGCUCAAUUGAAUUUUGUCUCUCGAUCGACCCCCAAUUGAUCUUUCUCAAGAAAAUCGAUCGAUGGGUUAGCUAGCUAGCAACAUAAAUUAACACAAGUGGUGAGUUAGAUAGCUAGUCGA